Molecule: messenger RNA, 3192 nt
Organism: Branchiostoma belcheri (Belcher's lancelet)
Lineage: Eukaryota; Metazoa; Chordata; Leptocardii; Amphioxiformes; Branchiostomatidae
Product: BTB/POZ domain-containing protein 16-like
Exons: 17
Source: RefSeq, a predicted model, not a curated record
ACCGGACUCCUCCCGACUCCUACUUCCCCGCUAUCCCCCCGACCGACCCCACCAGCCGCCAGGUCCUACCCACAGGCAGUUAGAAAUGCACCAAUCACAGCGCUGAUGGGGAUCGUGGUGGAUGGACGACAGCCUGAGAGGCACCCCGAGACGGUGAGAUGUCGUGUGCGGAAACAAGUGGGGAGCACGAACCGGUGGCGUCUGCCGCAGAGUCUGGGGAGUGACUUACUGGGCACGUCGCAAGCCGUGAAAGCCAUCAAGGUGCCCGCCUGGAGCGACAGUGUACGCAGCAUUGUCACUGGAGAGAGUGCGUGCACGUCAGUAAACCGCGACCCCGAGAAAGUGUACAAAUUCCAUACGGUGGAGAGUCGGCCAUUCUCGUCGCCACGGUUACUGAUGAAAGCUGCCAUGAGCCGCAGCUCCUCCCCGUCCAUCCCAUCCCCGCCCAGGACAGCUCCCGCUCAGCUGGGCAGCCCUCGCCUUGCCAUCCACAAACCGCUGACGCCCCACCACCCGACCCCAGCACAAGUCUUCCACUACCACUCCAAACAUAUCUUUGAUGUGGCAGGGCCAGAUGUGGUUCACCACUGCCUGGGAACCAGCUGGGAGCUCCACAAGCCAUUCCUGCAGAAGUCCAAGGUGCUGUCCGAGCUGCUGUACAAGGCUGAAAACCCCAAACAGCAGCACUUCUACAGGGACAGGACAGCAGAGACACUGGACAAGUACAUCAGGGACAGCGACAUCUACAGUAAUGAAUACCAGGAAAUCAGCCAGAGACUGAACACUGUGACGAUAUCUGAUGGACCCAGGAAAGGCCUUAGGGACCCUGCCCACACUUCUGUCCAGCGAACCAGGAAUGUCACCGCCAUAAAACUCAAAAUUAAAGAUGCCAACGUCACAAAGGAAGCACUGGCCAUUGCCCUUGGCAACCUUUACCAUGACGACGCUCGUGUGGAUGAGGAAGAUGUGGCAGGUGUCAUGGCAGCCGCCUCUCACAUGCAGUGUCCUGGGCUGCUGAACGGGUGCUCCCAAAUCAUGAUUGACACCGUGAAAGCCAGCAACGUCUGUACUUACAUGAAGGCAGCCAUACAGUACGAACAGUCGUCAGUGAUCACCACCUGCGAGCGUUGGCUGGAGCUGAACCUGGUCCCACAGCUGUCCCUACAGAUCCACCUGCGAGAGCUGCCCAUGGAGGUCAUGACCAAACUCCUCAAGUCCACACGGCUGUUUACGUAUGACGAGUACUCCCUGUACAAGGCCCUGUGUAACUGGAUCUUCCUGAGGAGACAUCCUGAGCUGCAGCUCAUGCCCUCCCACUCCAGCAUCAUCACAUACUUCAACAGUCUCCCGAAGCACAGCGCGUUUCUGGAGCGUGAGGAAGGGCAGGUGUACAGUGGACUGUUUCUGUCACUGAAGCUCCACGGCAUCACAGACACAUCACAUCUGGAUGACAUCCAACAGAUGAACAUCCUGCCGUACCAGUGGCUUCUCCGGGUCCUCACACAACAUUAUCACUCACUUCAGGCAGGGGGCGAUAUGAGACUGCUGCAGUACAACUUCUACAGUGGUUCUGUCAGGGCUGGCUUCAUCAUGGAGCAGGACCUGCCCUUCUACUGUGAAGUGAUGUCCAUCCACGGUUUCCACUUUGAGCUGAAGGCAGUCAGGCUGGAUGCGGAGGGGACAUACACCUUCUACAUACAGAGACUGAAGCCGAGUGACCCUGUGCUGUCGUUCCGUGCCUGCGAGCGCCACACCUUCUCCCUGCGGCAGGACCGAGACGUACGCUACGACAUCAAGGUGCAGUGCUUCCUGGAUGGGCAGUACCAAUGCUGGUCGACGGGGGUGCAGGCACAUGGCUUCGGGCUGGAUGGGAAAACUUCGCGGAGCAAACCCUUUACUCUGUCCAACCUGAGGUGCCCAGUGUACGCCACCUUCCACAUGGUCUUCCCUCCUACAUAGGACCUGCCAGCAACAUGGACCUGACAUGUCUGUCAUCUGUCUAUCAUCACACCUCUUCUACACAUGUUGCUUUCUUCAAGGAAUCUAUAGAAUGUGUUGCUUGAGAAAAACAUGUUUUGGCCAUAGAUUACUAAAUACUCAUAUGUAUAGGGGACCAUAUAUCAGUUUGUAUUUCAUCUGACUGCACUCUUCAAAAGAAAAUCUGAGAAUUCUAAAUAAAAGAAUUGCUUUCAGAUAGCAUGAGGACUUUUUACAGUUAAAAAAAGCAACAUUUUAAAAUUACUGUAUAUUGUGGAAAUGGGUUUACUGGUCUUGCUUUUUCUUUUACAUGUAUAUAGCUGUGCAGGCAUGUGCAUUGUCUGCAUACUAGUAUUUGUUGCAUGUGAGUAAGAAAAAGAAAAAUGUGCAAUAGUUGUACUUAUACAGUAACUGUAGUAUUUAUACUCUUGUGCCAGGACUAUACAAGCAGGUUACUCUUUGCUUCUGAACAAAAUAUGCCUGAACAGUAGGAGACAAGACACGUAACAUGUAAGAUAUUGGGUAAAAUAGCAAAUUUUGUAGGUAUAGUGCCUCAAAUGCUUUUAUAAAUGUUUGUACAUUUGAUCAAGGACUUGAUUUGAUGUAUAGUUUGGACUGGAGAAACAACUUUCUAAUAUAGAUGCAAAUGUGACAUUUCUCAACACUGAUGAUUGCCAAACAGUGAUAUUUGCAGUCUUUCUACCAAAUAGCACAUAUCCUCCCAUAUACAUCUACAGAGAUACGGAAUAGUAUUUUUUUACCACUGAAUGUCAUUGUGAUAUUGCAAAGUGUGUUGCUAUUGUUCUAUUGUAAAAAUGUUUCACCGCGAUUCUUGUCACAGUAGACUGCCAGUAUGGUAAGAGACAGUGAAACUAUGUACAGAUCUUGUGUGUGUUAACAAUACUUUUUGACUUGUUCCUUUUGCUCAGUGUGACUGCUUGAGUUUUGCUGUAAGCUCUGAUGACAAUAACGUUAUGUCCUUGAGUAAUAUAACGUUAAUAAUGAUAAUGAUAGCAAUAUGCCAUUAAAUCUACAGCAGUCACACCAAUACUUGUACGCAUACAAAAAUAAACAUUCGGCUUUAGAAAUAGAAAAAUAAAAGCAGUCCCACCAAUAUUAAUACAUGUUCGCAUACAAAAAUAAACAUUCACUUUAGAAAUAGACAUAUCACUUUCACUGCUUGUCACGUAACACGCAUCAUAAUGUGCAACGAAC